Molecule: messenger RNA, 2240 nt
Organism: Theileria parva strain Muguga
Lineage: Eukaryota; Apicomplexa; Aconoidasida; Piroplasmida; Theileriidae
Gene: RH50
Product: DEAD/DEAH box helicase family protein
Exons: 3
Coding region: 1-2202 (733 amino acids)
Biological process (GO): maturation of LSU-rRNA from tricistronic rRNA transcript (SSU-rRNA, 5.8S rRNA, LSU-rRNA)
Cellular component (GO): nucleolus
Molecular function (GO): nucleic acid binding; ATP binding
Source: RefSeq, a predicted model, not a curated record
AUGUCUAGAAGACUUCCAGUUUCUGUGUAUAAAAGGAUUAAUACACAGUCCUUUAAAAGCAAUCCAUAUAUCUUCAAUAAAAAUUUAAAUGAUAAGUAUAAAUUUGAAAAUGAUAUAGAAAAUCGUACAAUAUCGCAAAAUUCAACAAAUAUAACAACACAUCCCUCAGUUAAACUUCAUCCAGCCUUAAAGUAUUCACUUGUAGCAAAUAACCUUUUAACUAAGUUAAAUGAGAUUCAAGAAUCUUCAUAUCUUUCAAUUGUAAGUGGAAAGGAUGUUACAAUACACUCUCCAACAGGCACUGGAAAGACUAUCGCAUAUUUACUUCCAAUUUUAAAUAAUGUGUACCAUAUUCACGACAUGCUUGAACGGUUAAUGUUUAAAGACGAUCCUUCAGUUUCUAAAUAUGACGAAGAAAUACGGAAUUUAUCAAUGGCUUGGAAUUAUAAACUUGGCCAUUCUCUACUUCCUUCUAAUAUAGUCAACUACCGACAAGAUAUUGAUGGACUUAAAUCAGUAGGUAACAAAAUGUAUGAAAAAUAUAAAGAUGGCACUACACUUGACAAGUUACUGGAUGUUUUAUAUCUACAUGAGCCUAGGACUAUGAAGAUGUUAGGCCUUCCAACAGUUCCGAUGAAGAUUUGGAGAAAGAGGUCAAAGAACUCCAUCUAUAGAAGUAUAAUGGCAAACCCAUUAGGAUCAGUUCGCUGUGUAGUGAUUCUGGUUCCAAAUAAGGACUUAGUAUCACAGGUGAUAUCCUACAUUAACAAGAUCGACAUUCUUGGUAGGGUUUCAGUACAGACUCUAUCAAGUAUAUGUUUAUCUCCAGAAUCUACCACUCCAGAAACAAGUGCAACAACUGAAAAAACACAGAAAGUUGAAAAAUCUGUUUCAGAACGGGAUACUGUAAGCGUUGGAACUGAGGAUGCCGAAAACAAUUCUGAUAAGGAUACCAUUAACUUAUUUUACGAGGACCAAUUAAAAAUGAUAGAGAAUGUUCCAGUUAAACAAGUGGAAGAAAUAGAGGUUGAAACAAUGUCGAUCAAUAUGCCUAACAGAGUUAACAAGAUAAUGACUAGAACUGCUAGAAAUGACUAUUCAAUAGAUGGACUAAUUCCCGAUACAAUCAAUUAUAAGAAACAACCACUAAUAACUUCUGACAAUAUACAGUGGGGAUGUGUUGACAUAGUCGUUAGUACUGUACAGAAUUUCGUUUUCGAGGUUUUAAAUUUUACAAGAAGGGGGAUUUAUCCGAUUUGUCUAGUUUUCGACGAGGUGGAUAUGCUCUUCGAGAAUAACGCAUCCAGGAGUAGUAUUUUCGAAAUCAUUUCAAAGCUUCGCCCAAGACCACGAACAUAUAAUCCCCUAGUGGAUGUAGAAAAAAGAACUCCAAAGGCUCCACCACCAGUGCAGAUAAUAAAUGUGGGCUCUACUAUAAAUUUUGGUGGUCUCCAAACCUGCGGAAGUAUGAUUUUUGAGAGGUUUAAUACUAGCAGGCUGGUCUUUUCUGAGCAAAACCAUGUGAUCAGCUCCGAAUUGAAUUUUGAGAAAACUGAUUCUAACCAAAAACUAGACUGCUUAGUAAAGCUUAUCGUGGAUAAUCCAGUUAAAAAAACACUGGUAUACUGUAAUUCUCUGAAGAACUGUAAAUUAAUAUAUGACACGCUUAGAAAACAUGAUUGGCCAGUUUUGUCGUUUCAUAGAAAAUCAGCUCUAGCCACAAGACUUGCAAUCCUUAAAACAUUUGAAGAGGACGAGCCUAGAAUUCUGGUCGCUACAGACCUUGUUACCAGGGGAAUCAACGUAUCUGGAGAUCACAUAAUAAAUUAUGACUUUCCAACCUCUUCAACAACAUUCUUCCACAGAAUCAAAAAUCCGAAGGCCAAAGUUACUAGUAUAUUGACUGAGGAUUCUGAACUUUCCGACCAGAUUAUUCAUUUUACUAAAGUUAAGAAACCGAUAAACCAGAUCCUUUCUAGGAAAAGGUCACUUAGGAAGAGCCUAGACAGAAUAAAGUUUGAAAAGAUGUCUAGUAGUGUAAAGAAUAGUAGGAAAAUGAGUGAUAGAUUGAGUGAUAAAGCCGCUGAUAGAGGAUUUUUCAAUUCAAGGUUAGUAAUUGAGAAGGAAGUUCCAGGCGAUACGAAGUAUAGAAGAAUUCCCCUUAAAAAGAGACUAAUAAGUAUCUUAAACAACUUUAACUAAUGUUUUACUUCUUCGCUUUUGGUCUUCCAUGUUUAGUU